GCAUUCACUACUAGUACACGGUGUAAGAUGGCAGCAAACCCAAGCACAAACACACCUCUUUUUGACUGCCCGUCAUGGGCAGGGAAACCUCCCCCUGGACUUCAUCUAGAUGUGGUGAAGGGAGACAAGCUAGUAGAGAAGCUAAUCAUUGAUGAAAAGAAAUACUACCUGUUUGGGCGGAACCCAGACUUGUGUGACUUCACGAUAGACCACCAGUCGUGUUCUCGUAUCCACUCAGCCCUGGUCUACCACAGACACCUCAAGAGGGUUUUCCUGCUCGACCUCAACAGCACUCAUGGUACGUUCCUGGGUCGUAUCCGCCUGGAGCCCCACAAGCCCCAGCAGGUGCCCAUCGACUCCACCAUGUCGUUCGGGGCGUCCACACGGGUCUACACCCUGAGAGAGAAGCCGCAGACCCAGACCAGCACCAUACCUGGGGCGGAGGUGAAGGCCGGGGAGGACGAGGAGCUCAAAGGACUGCUCGGUCUACCCGAGGAGGAGACUGAGCUGGAGAACCUGACAGAGUUCAACACGGCCCACAACAAGCGUAUCUCCACCCUGACCAUCGAGGAUGGCAACCUGGACAUUGUGAGGCCCAAGAGGAAGAGGAGGAGUAGCAGGGUCUCCUUCAGCGAGGAGGAGGAGGUCAUCAACCCAGAGGACGUCGACCCGUCAGUAGGGCGCUUCAGGAACAUGGUACAGACUGCUGUUGUCCCGAUCAAGAAGAGGAAGAUGGAGGGUCACGCUACACUAGGUCUGGAGGACUCUGUGGCCAGACGCAUGCAGAACUUCCCUUUCAGUGGAGGGCUCUAUGGAGACCUCCCACCCACCAGUGGAGAGGCCGGCUCCCUCCCCGCAGCGGCCCAGGGUGGAGCUACUAUCCUGGGGGGCCUGCCGUUAGUCUUCCCUAAUCCUGCUCCGGAGGUGGACCUCUCCCCCACCUCAGCCUCAGCACAGCCCUCCAUCACCCCCAACCCUGCUGUUAACCUCGCCCCCGGACCCUACAUGGCCGAGGCUCUCAACGAACCACGCAAGAAGAAAUACGCCAAGGAGGCGUGGCCAGGGAAGAAGCCCACCCCUUCUCUUCUAAUAUAAGUCAUAUUCAAAAUGGCACCCUAUUUUCCUUAGUGCACUACUGGCCAAAGGUAAUGCACUAUAUAGGUAAUAUGGUGCCAUUUCAAAUUUGCACAUAGCACCUCCCUGGACAAUGUAAUGGGAGGGGUUAGAAUUAGUUAGGAGAGUGGUCACGUCUCUGGACAACCAAUCAAUCAAUACUUCCUGUACUGUACAAGCUGUGACAAAGGAAUAUAGGGAUCCCUGAUAUAGGGAGAAGUUUGUAAGAAUAAUAUAUUAUUUUGGUUUGGAUUAUGUUUUUUUUGGUCUGUCUGCUUCAUAUGUAUAUUAUAACAUGUUUUCUUUUUAUUGCUCAACUCACUUGAACUGACAAAGUAGUGUCUGACUGACCUCCAGAUUAAAAUGCUAUUUCAACUAAUUUAACAUAUACACAGGCAGGCUUCUGGAAGUUUAUCAUAAGACUAACUGUAACACAGAUUGGUGCAUUUGUUUUACAGCUUUAUUUAUUAAUUAUUUUAAACAAAAUGAAACAUCGCUCUGUUACAAAAAAGUAUCUUAUAAACUAGCUAUUUACUCUCUGACUGUUUUAUUCACAGUAUGAUUUUGCCUUUGUGGAUAUUUUUAGUGCCGUUGGUUUCACUGAAAACCAUGUUUCUGUCAAGACAGAGGGUAACAUUAACCAGACAAGGACUGCUAGAUGUUUUAGUAAUCCACUCAGACAAGGCUAUGAACUGAGGGUACAGAUUGGCUUUAAACAAAAUAUGAAGAAACAAAGCAGUUUUUGUGUGUGAGACAGUCGUAUUUUUUUUGUUAUUUUUAUAUGAUAAUUCGGCGGUUGGUUAAAAUGGAACCCAUUAUUGUCAGAUGUGUGAAAUUCAGUUAAGAGAGAAAAAAAGUUUAAACAAAGUGACAUGCAGGUUAUUAGAAUUCAUAUCUUUUGUUUGAUAUUUGUAUAAUAAACAGUAAUACUCCAUACUCCUCUCUCUUCACUGUGUGAGAUGAUGGUGGGAGAGGAGGAUUAGUUUAGUCCCUAGAGAAAUCUCCCACUGGUUCUCUGCUGUGUUGCUUUCAUGUCCCUAGUUUGACCUUUUUACUUCACACGACGCCAUCUACUGAGAAAGCUCCUGGGAUGGCUAAUUAAGUGAUUUUUCUUCUAACUGAAUGUGAUUAUCUGUUCUGGGAACACGUCAAAUGUGUCAGUUACUCCCCCAAGGAGAUGAGUUUGACAUAUGUCAUCCAUUUGUUUUUGUUUGAGUAUUACUUGUGGGUUUGUUAAAGCAAACAUUGUUUGAAAAGGAAUCUGUCCUCAAAACCAAUCUGAGGAUUUAUAGGAGUAAAAUUAAGAAAUUAAUAGUUU
Coregonus clupeaformis (lake whitefish) is the source of this 2431-nucleotide messenger RNA. Its product is annotated as nuclear inhibitor of protein phosphatase 1-like. The record is from RefSeq and is a predicted model, not a curated record. Gene Ontology annotation, cellular component: nuclear speck. The transcript is spliced from 7 exons. Gene Ontology annotation, molecular function: protein serine/threonine phosphatase inhibitor activity; protein binding; mRNA binding. Bases 28 to 1095 code for a protein of 355 amino acids. NCBI's taxonomy places the organism in Eukaryota, Metazoa, Chordata, Actinopteri, Salmoniformes, Salmonidae.